AUAAUGAGGUCUCCAUGUAGUGAUGGCAAUAACCUAAAGAAAGGUCCAUGGACACCUGAGGAGGAUCAAAAGCUGAUGGAUUACAUCAACAAAAAUGGCCAUGUGAAUUGGAAAUCAAUCCCAAAACAAGCAGGAUUGAAUAGGUGUGGCAAGAGUUGCAGACUUAGAUGGACAAACUAUUUGAGGCCUGACAUCAAGAGAGGACACUUUACGAAGGAUGAAGAGCGAAUCAUCAUCAAACUCCAUUCUGUUCUUGGAAACAAGUGGUCAAGGAUUGCAAGUCAUCUACCAGGGAGGACAGACAAUGAAAUAAAGAAUUUCUGGAACACCCAAAUCAGGAAGAAACUACUUCAAAUGGGGAUUGAUCCAAACACCCACAAACCAAGAAUAGAUCUCAAUCAACUCCUCAAUCUCUCUCAACUUCUUUCAACCAUGCGAUUUGCCAACCCAAUUAGCAUUACUUCAUGGGAGAGUAAUGGUCAGCUAGCUCAAAUUCAAUUAUUGCAAAAUCUAUUGCAGCUUAUGAACCCUUCAACCACAACUCUUUCAUCAGGACCUCAAAACCCUAAUCUUCUCAACUUGAUUGCUUCCUCAAUCAAUACUCCUCAUGAGGGUUUGCUUAAUAACCCACUUAGUAUAACACCUCAGGCAGAACCUAAUGAGUCACAAUUUUCUAUUGGGGAGUAUUUUGAAGGUGGGUUUGGCCUAAUUGACCUUGAAACCAACACUAAAAGCUUGGGGAGUACUUCCUUUGAUGUUAAAGCAGAAAACAGUACAAUUCCUGCAUUGGUUGAAGCCUCUCCAAUGGAGAACAAGAGCAGCAGCACACCAACAUCUCACCUCUCCUCCACCGCCUCGCCGGCCGAUAAUGAUUUCUUUGAUGGUUGGGAGAAAUUCUUGGAUGAUGGAGAUGGAGCCAGUGACUCCUACUGGAGAGAGAUUCUAGACUUGGCAUCAUCAUCUCAAUCGCCUCUCUUUUGCAAGAAGAACAACACCUAG
Messenger RNA from Tripterygium wilfordii, 999 nucleotides. RefSeq names its product transcription factor MYB39-like. The transcript is spliced from 3 exons. Bases 4 to 999 code for a protein of 331 amino acids. The record is from RefSeq and is a predicted model, not a curated record. NCBI's taxonomy places the organism in Eukaryota, Viridiplantae, Streptophyta, Magnoliopsida, Celastrales, Celastraceae.